Messenger RNA from Anoplopoma fimbria (sablefish), 2715 nucleotides. RefSeq lists its product as uncharacterized. Bases 78 to 2081 code for a protein of 667 amino acids. The record is from RefSeq and is a predicted model, not a curated record. Gene Ontology annotation, cellular component: nuclear envelope. NCBI's taxonomy places the organism in Eukaryota, Metazoa, Chordata, Actinopteri, Perciformes, Anoplopomatidae. Gene Ontology annotation, molecular function: nuclear export signal receptor activity; zinc ion binding. The transcript has 12 exons.
UGCCGAUGCGUUUCCUGUGACACAAAACGGUGCAGUCACCUGACAGAGUAGCAGGUCAUUCAGGUGUGAAUAUCCUGAUGGAGAAUGGUGAGGAAGACAAGAUGGGUGAAUCAGUGCCCGUGCUUAGGACACAGCAGCCAUGUCGCUUCUUCUCUCAAGGAAGACACUGCAAUUUUGGGAAGAAAUGCAGAUUCCUGCACAUAAGAGAUGAAGCCAAAGCUCAUGAGAAGAAAACCACCAGGACACACAGCCAGUCAGAUGUCACAUCUCCUAACCCGGAGGUCCCUGUAGGAGAUGUGGGGCACAGGCCUCCUCCUGGUAACUCUAGGGUUGCCCCAGCAGCCGGCCGUCGCCCCUGUCGCUACUUUAUCUCAGGCCACUGCACCAUGGAAGACAGAUGUCGCUUCUGGCAUCCACCACAGUUCCCACCAGUGGAUGACCAGUCUGUUCCCGGCAAUUACCCAAGACCUGCACAGAGGAUGCCACCGGUCCCCCGUCCAGGCAUCCUCCAGGAGGUCAAGCUGUCUGACCUGACAGAGGAAGUCGCCAAGCAGCUACGAGACACAGAGAUCAAGCAGUUGAAGAAGCGCUUUCCCAAAGAUCAGCUGAUUAUUCAGGAACGUAGUGAUGGCAAAGUUACUUAUUACAGGGCGACUGUGGAGGCCACUGAUCCAGACUGGCCCUUUGACCUGAAAGAAGUUGACAUCAUGGUGAGCUUCCCAGACAGUUAUCCCCAGGAGGUUUUAACAUUGGACAUACCUUUGGACCAGGAGCUUCCACCGGUAAUGGCAAGACAUGUACAGCAAGCGUCACUGGAGUGGCUUCAAGCAAAGCAUGCAACCAAUCAGCUUCUGGGAAAGUUAGAGCUGCUCUUCCGGCCUUUUCUUCGCUGGCUAGAUCGUAGCUUGGAGAGACUGUUCACUGAAGGAGCCCGGCAGUUGAAAAAAGACGUUGAUCUAGAAAAAGCUGGAUUGCAAUUCAUAACGUACCAGGAGCUCCAGGCAACGGUGUGUGAAAAAUCAGGGAACGAUCAUUCUUCUGACACUGCUGCUGCAGAUGAGCAUGUCAGUGAUGAAGGAGGAGUGGACAAGACAGAGGGAAAGUGGACAAUGGAGGGAGGGAAGUUAGGGCAGCAGGACGGUCCAGAUUGUGAUGAAGCUCAGCAGCAGGAAGAAGAAGAGGAGGAAGCCAGUCAUCUGGUGGAGAACAUUAAGAUCAGCGAUCCACGCAGAGGCACAGAGGUGAAGCUGCUGGGACUGAGGAUGGGAGAGAACACAGCCACAGUGGUGGCCCAACAAAUCACUGUUUGCCUUCAAUGUAACAGGUGUAAGGUAACUGCAGAUCUGUCACUGACUGGAAGGACAACCUGCACAGCUCAGUGUGAAAAGUGCAGUGCAAGCAUCAAUGCUGCAUUCAGGCCCUGCCUGCUGCACCAUUACAGCGAUGUCCUGGGAUACCUGGACCUUCACAAUGCUGCACCUGCUGACCUUGUGCUUCAGGACUGUGAUCUCAUCGUGGGCUGCCUCAGCUGCUCCCAGGAGGGCCCUGUGCAGAACCUUUCCUAUGGUCAAACAAAGGAGUUUAAUUGUGAACACUGCCACAACAAACUCAGUAUUUUGGCUGAGAGCACAAGAUUCCAGUAUAUUCAGCCACGCGCCAACAAAGCAGGUUCAAGUGCUUGUGCUGUAAAUUAUAAGACAAUAAGAGAUCCUGCUGUGCAAAAAGGGAAGCCACUGCCAGAAAAAGGAGGGUGCAAACAUUACAAACAGAGCCAUCGCUGGCUAAGGUUUCCCUGCUGUGGACGGGCUUACCCCUGUGAUGUGUGCCAUGAUAUGGACCAGGACCACCCCAUGGAACUGGCCAACAGGAUGAUCUGUGGCUACUGUGCCAAAGAACAACCGUAUAGCAAUGGAAAGCCCUGCGUAAGCUGUGGAACCAUGAUGACUAGAGGCGCACGCACCAGCCACUGGGAAGGAGGACUGGGAUGCAGAAGCAAAGUCAAAAUGAGCAGAAAUGAUCGACAUAAAUAUGCCAACACCAACAAAACGGUUUCAAGGAAGGCCGUCAGUGAAAAGAAGUAGUUGACCAAGAAGAGCAAUAUUGCCUUCAUUUUUGAAUUAUGAAUUUGUGAAUUUGAUCAUCGAUUUCAAUGAAAUUGUUGCAUAUUUAACCCAAUAAGUCAUGUUGUUAUGAUCCUUUAGUGUGAGUGUGAGAAAAGAUAAGAUGGUCAAUUCAAGUAGUCCAGCAUUCUAAUCUAACUGUCCUAGUUUAUCCUUUUAUUGUAGGAGAAUGGACAGGGCAAGAAAAGAGGCAGAAACUGCUUUAGGCUACAUUUGGACUAUGAUACAGCAUGAUACAGUUGUGUGACCAUUUUAUGAUGCAUCAGCUGCUCAAGGUAUUGAGAAGUUAAAUACAAUAUUGAUAUAAAUUUCCCUGGCUGUAUCGACACACCAUGGCAUGUCCUGAACAAUGACAUUAACACUGAAAUAAGCAGCUGUUUUGUCCUUUCAUUUUAAAAUAAAAUAACUUUAAUUUUAAAAUGAACCGACUAUUUCACUUUACGAAUAUUUCACUUAAAAAAAAAAAAAUGUCUUUGUCCUCCUUCCAUACAAUAAAAUAUUCAACCUUGUACUGGUUUAACAGUUGCAAGCUUAUCAGUUUGUUGUGUCUCAUGCAUGUUCUUGAAUGGUUUUGUUAAUCUUCUUGCUAAAGUCU